AAACUAAACUGCAUAUGUUUUGCAAAUCCCGCAAACUGUGAGCGAAAAAAGUCUUCCACCUUUGAUUCAAAAUGAACCAACGUCCUACCAGACGAAUCCAAGGGAAUUGAACCACCAAGAGUGUUAGGGGUCAUUGUGCAGCAAGUUUACCGUCCACCCCCACUGAGAUGGGUGGGACAUGCAGCCCAGCAUUUAGCUGCGUACCUGAGCGGCCACACACCUGCGGAGAUGGCACAGGUGAAGGCGGCGGGGGAUGCUGCGACAAAUCUGCAGGACUACACAGAAGUUUACGCAGACAUGGCAACCGUCAGCUCCAGUGCAGAUGUUAGAGAGUCGGCACGGAAAGGGGCUAUGGGAGAGACCUCCAUGGCGGCGGGAAUGACCAGGCGACAGAGGACCUACCCCUCCCCGGCCAGACGGCGCCACCGCACCACCUUCAGCCACAAGCAGCUGGAGCAGCUGGAACGGGCCUUCGGGCAGAACCAGUACCCUGACAUCUACUGCAGAGAGGAGCUGGCUCGCAUCACCAAACUCAACGAGGCACGCAUACAGGUUUGGUUUCAGAACAGAAGAGCCAAACAGCGCAAGCAGGAACGGGCUUCCAGAAAGGUGCUUCGCGGGGGGGUCGUGUCGGGCCCCAGGGGCCUGCUGGGCGGCAUGCACAUCCAGCCGUCCGGCAUGUCUCGACAGUACUACUCACAGCCACUUCCUCACAUUCCCCAUCUGUCCCCGAUGCUACCCACUGGGGCUUACUCUCGCCACCCGGGCCCGGUCAGCCGGUGCCCAUGCCCCAGUGUCCCCCCACCGGCGGCGGCCCAGCAUGAUGACUGGUACGGUCCGCUGAGGGGCAACCUCCCUUCACCCAUGUUCUCACUGGCCCCCAUGCAGCCGCUGGAGCCGGCCUCCCACUGGAACUGAGCAGCAACCAAAGAAGGCAUUCAAAUAAAAAGUGUAAAAAAGAAAAUCUGUGUGCUUAUUCACAGCAUAAAGCCUUUCUCUGCCAUAUUACAACUGAGGAAUGCAGUGAAAAAAAGUCUAAAAACAUCCAGUUCCUGUUGACUUGUCGUCGUCAAAUGUUCCAACUUC
Oryzias latipes (Japanese medaka) is the source of this 1086-nucleotide messenger RNA. RefSeq names its product PROP paired-like homeobox 1 (gene prop1). Lineage: Eukaryota; Metazoa; Chordata; Actinopteri; Beloniformes; Adrianichthyidae. The record is from RefSeq and is a predicted model, not a curated record. Gene Ontology annotation, biological process: regulation of transcription by RNA polymerase II. Gene Ontology annotation, molecular function: RNA polymerase II transcription regulatory region sequence-specific DNA binding; DNA-binding transcription factor activity, RNA polymerase II-specific.